Caenorhabditis remanei is the source of this 1482-nucleotide messenger RNA. RefSeq lists its product as uncharacterized. Lineage: Eukaryota; Metazoa; Nematoda; Chromadorea; Rhabditida; Rhabditidae. Gene Ontology annotation, biological process: cell differentiation; negative regulation of transcription by RNA polymerase II; hormone-mediated signaling pathway. The record is from RefSeq and is a predicted model, not a curated record. The transcript is spliced from 7 exons. Gene Ontology annotation, molecular function: zinc ion binding; nuclear receptor activity; RNA polymerase II cis-regulatory region sequence-specific DNA binding. Bases 1 to 1482 code for a protein of 493 amino acids.
AUGGAUUCGCUCGAUAGCGUUAUCAACUCCGUAGCAUCUCCGGCACAGCUGUCGGUUAACGUUAUCAACGCCGUAGUAUCCCCGACACUACUGUCGGAUAAAGUUAUCAACUCUGUGGUAUCCCCGGCACAACUUUUGGAUAACGUUAUCGAUUCCGUUGUAUCCCCGAAACCACCCGUAGAAAAACCAGUACGGUAUUGCCUGAUUUGCGGCGACAAAUCGUCUGGAUGUCACUAUGGAGUUCUGACCUGUGAAGGCUGCAAGAAAUUCUUCUGCCGUGCGUACGACAAGGAGUAUCAAUGCAGAUACAAAACACCAUGUGCGAUCACCCCGAAAACUCGAAAUGACUGUAAAGCUUGUCGACUCAAAAAGUGCAGAGAAGUGGGAAUGCAUAAACAGUCUCAGCCUCCGAAACCAGCCAGCAACCGCCCACAACCAAUCGACACCAUUCAACGUGAGCAUCCUGGACAAGCCUUCAAAAAAGUUUCCACAAAAAAAGAAUUUUCAGAAUCUCUGCUCCCAGCCAUCAACAACGUAUCUCUCCAACCAGCCAACAAAAGCCCACAACCAAUCGACACCAUUCAACAACCUCUUCAACCAGCUAACAACAACGUAUCUCUGGAACCAGCCAACGACAGCCAACAACCAUUCAAUCCCACUCAAAAGGAAAAGUUUGAAUUCGCAUGGAUUACCCAACAUAUUCAUCAAUUCCAUUUGCCGACUUAUGGCUACUCGAAUGAGAGAAUGAUGAUGAUGACGAUCAAGGAUGUUGAACUGAAGACCAACACGGAAACUCUCCAACACUUUAUCAACGAAAUCAACUCCGACAUCAAAUCCUUCAUCCCCUUCACCAGAAACGUUCCACUUCUCAACGGUUUGUCCUCCGAAGACAAAAUCAUUCUCCUGAAAAGACACGCAUUCUCCAUUUAUCUUGUUCGAUCCGCACCAGCUUUCACUGACUGCGGAUUCCUUCUCAGGAAUGGUGGCAUCAUUGCCUGGGAGAAGUUCCACAAACUCUUCUACGGGGGGUUGGGCAUAAAAAUGAAGUCAUUUGCGACUGCGAUUGAGUUGAUGCAUUUUAGCGAGGCGGAACUCGGAGUGUUCUUGAUGCUUAUCAUGCUCCAACCGAUUUUAAUGAAAGACGUCGUGAAGACGGGAUUCGAUAAUGUGUUUGUGCUGAUUGAAAAUUACGCUCUGAUCUCCAGAACCUUGUAUUACAAAUUGUCAACUCGAGAUCAAGAAGAACGAUUGUUCGACAGGAUUCAGGGACUCCUCGAACAGGUUAACACUAUUAAUAAUCUCCACAAUCAAACCCUUGAUUUGAUUAAAAAAAACCUCAUCUGCUUUUCUGUUCCUCGCCUAUUCUCUGAAAUCUUCGGUGUCCCACGGACCGUAUUGGAUGAAGAAGUAGCCGAGCACAUAAGACGAAUUAAAGAAUCACAAGACUUUUUGAAGUCUCGUGGGUUAUUGAAUAUUUUGUGA